Molecule: messenger RNA, 6416 nt
Organism: Trematomus bernacchii (emerald rockcod)
Lineage: Eukaryota; Metazoa; Chordata; Actinopteri; Perciformes; Nototheniidae
Exons: 15
Coding region: 239-6085 (1948 amino acids)
Biological process (GO): regulation of apoptotic process
Molecular function (GO): ATP hydrolysis activity
Source: RefSeq, a predicted model, not a curated record
CAGAGGGAGAGAGAGAAAGACACACACAAACACGACGGCACGUAACAGCAUACAGGUGCGGUUGUGCAUCAAAAGUGAAAGUAAUGCAAACCAGGGAGGAUUCAGACAUUGAGCACGAGGCUGUACCGUUGGAUUCAUGAAAAACGUCGACAUCUUACCUCAGAGAGAAAUCCCUGAAGCUCUCUCUGUGCCACACAGAUCAUUGAAGUUGAAGCAGAAGACACCGAAGUACUGAAACAUGGCUUCUACAACACAGUCACCUGUAGAGUACGUCAGGGGGGCCAGACGCCAUCUUGUGAAAACAUUAAAGAAUCAGUCAGUGAUUCUAGAGAACUUGAAACAGCAAGGAGUGUUACGUGACGAAGAGGUCUGCAUAAUACAAGCAGAAGGGAAUGACUACAAUAAAAACAGAAAACUUCUAGACUCUGUAACCGAUAAGGGGGAGAAAGCCAGCUAUAUAUUUCUCGAAAUUAUUUACAUGAUGAGGAAGAGGACCCUGGGGAGGACAUCGCUUCUCCCUGAGAAACAGACUGUAGCUUCUGCUGAGAGCGAGACGUUCGACCUGCACCACUGGAUCAGCUGCUUCGCUUUCAAGGAAGACGCACAAAUGGGAAAAAACUACCUACAAGGUCCAACACCGUGCCACCGUUACCAGGCAAAGUUGAAGUCAAAAGCACAACAAAUAUCAAAAGCGUUUUGGACGGCAAACAAAGAUCUGUUUGAAGGAAACAACAAGCCUGAUCUGUCGUACAUGCCACUUGUAUUGGACACACAAGGAAGUGUUUCUGCCUCUAAAAUAAAGAAAUUUAAGAGCAAGAAAAGCAGGAUGAGCCGUCCUAAAAAGCUAGGGACCUACAUCCCUAAGGACAAAGCAGACAUUUCUCCCAGUGACCUGCUUAAAACAGAUAAAAACAUACUCUUGGUUGGUAAGUCUGGGAUUGGAAAGACAGCACUCGUUCAUGAAAUGUUAAAACUCUGGACAGAAAAAGAUGACAAGGAGCUAAACUACAUGUUUUACUUUGACAUGAGAAACAUAUCCAACAUCAAGAGCCUGGAGGAACUUCUCUUCAAUGAGUUCAGUGAGCCAGAUGAAGGCAAAGACGAGGUCUUACAGGACAUAAAGAAUAACUCUGACAAUGUUACACUCAUUUUUGAUGGAAUCACAGAUCUGUCACAGUCUUCACCAGUAGUGCAGAGACUUGUAGAUAAAGAUUUGCUACAAUACUCCAAGGUCGUUUUGACUUGCAGACCAGCUGAUGAAGACCACCUUCUGUCUGAGGACUUUCUCAGAGUGGAAGUGAAAGGCUUUAGUGAGCAGACCAUAAAAACAUACAUAUCUGCGAUGCUACGUGAGGGAAAGGAGAGGGUUUUGAGCAACGUGGAGUUGUUCACGCUUUGCCAUGUACCGAUGUAUGCACUGAUGGUGGCUGCAUGCUUUUUAUGUGAGACAUCAGAGGACUUUCAAAAGCCUUGCUGUAUAACUGAUAUCUACAUCAACAUUUUCCGUUUUUGCCUCAAAAGAAACAGCAACACAAAAUACAUUGAUCUAAAUGCCUUCAUCGAAAGCAAGAGUGAGGAGAUACUGUCUUUGGCUGAGGUUGCUUUUCGUGCAACUGAAGGAAAAACUGUGAACCUGACACUACGUCCCUCUGGAGAGAGCCAUGUCCUCUCCUUGCUCAAACAACUUGCCAUCAAAGUCGCACGAAGCCGUACUAAGAGAAUAACCACCUAUGCAUUUCUCCAUUACACAAUGCAGGAGUUUUUUGCAGCACUGUGGCUCUUGAAGAAUCCAGAUUUAAUCAGUAAUGUUUUUCAGCAAUGCCUCACUGAGGAGAAGAAGCACAUGAAACAUCUGAUCCCUUACAUGUGUAGAUUGUUGACUGAGGAGAGCCCUAGUUUGAUGGAGUAUCUGAUUCCUGCGGAGGAGCUCAAGAAUACAUCAAACUGGUUCUUCAAGGAAGUGAUAUCCACAUUCCUUCCUAGUCUGUGUGAAAACGAUGAGCCUGAGCCUGAGGACAGUGGGCGCAUACUGUUCCUAUGCCAGUGCUUGUUUGAGUCCCAGUGUCCUGAAGCAUGCAUCAACCUUCUGGAAAAACUGGAGUAUCGUCUUGACCUCAGUGGAGAGAGUCUCGAUCCUUACCCCUGCUGUGCUGUGGCCUAUGUGAUCACUCAGUCCAAGGAGAGGAAAAUAUGGCUGAACCUUGAGGACGUCACGAUAUCACAACAAGGAAUGAGACCACUAUUAGGAUGCCUUCAAAAUGUCCAAUGGUGUGAUUCUCUGCCACGGCAGCUGUGGGAGAUCUUCCUUCUCAGCGAAGGGGAGAUGGACUACAUCACCUUACUUGGCCUUGAUGGAAAUCAGUUGCACCUUCCAGUGGGGGGGGACAGAAAGCUGUUUGAAAGAGCAGUGACAGUCCUGCAGAAGAUAAGUGAGAAGGUUAACAUCUGCCUCCACUGGGAAAGGGAGAAGCCUGACUGCCACAGUCUGUGUGAGACUCUGCUAGAGGCUUUGCCCUACGUCAGCUCACUCAGCUUCAGGAUGACCCUCAGAGGUGCAGGAUUACAGGACCAGGAGCGAUGCUAUGAGACACUGAAGAGACAAGAAAAGCAGCUGUUUCUGGAUUUAUGCCUGAAAGCAGCUACUCACUUUCAAGGAGAAAGCGUUCACAAUGAAGUGAACAACCUCAUCUCUCUGUUUUCUUUUAACUAUGAUAUGCAUAACAUCCUUCUGGAUUUGUAUCAACAUGUCAAAACUCAAGAGAGUUCAGCUGUCAUUCAAAAACUGAAGCCAUUUUUCCAGUCAGUUCCUGCAUUUUGGUUCAUAAACCUCUCAGAGAGAAAGACCUCCAUCCUGCUGGAAGUGCUGAGACUCCAACCAGAGAAGAAACAAGUGGAGCUGAGACGCUGCUCAGAUAAAGAGAGUGAAGUGAGGACUUUGCUGCAGUGUCUGCCUUAUAUCUCACAGCUCAGUUUUGUGCCUCAGUCAUCAGAACCUUCAGGUGAACUCCAGUUCUUUGGGACUCUGUUCUGUGCAGCAGCAGAGAGAGAGCAGCAGACAGGAGAGAAGACACUGCUGCUGUUGUUAUCAGUGUGCACAUAUCAAACAAUAACUUUAAACGACAUAGUUUCUUAUUAUUUGAAGAGGAACCCUCAGAGUGAUUUCCUGCUGGAUCUGUACUCCCACCUGAAGGACUAUGAGACUGAAACAGGUCUGAGUGUCCUUCCAUCAUUACAGUCUGUUCUCCAGUCAGCUCCUGCAGUCUGGAUCAUAAACCUCUCAGAGAGAAAGACCUCCAUCCUGCUGGAAGUGCUGAGACUCCAACCAGAGAAGAAACGAGUGAAGCUGAGAGGCUGCUCAGAUGGAGAGAGUGAAGUGAGGACUUUGCUGCAGUGUCUGCCUUAUAUCUCACAGCUCAGUUUCUGGUUUGGAGACUCAGGUGGAGUCCAGUUCUUUGGGACUCUGUUCUGUGCAGCAGCAGAGAGAGAGCAGCAGACAGGAGAGAAGACCCCAGAGCUGUUAUCAUCAGUGUGCACAUAUUCAUCAUUCCCUCUUACUGACAUAUCUGAUCCUGAUGAUGAUGAUGAUGAUGAUGAUGAUGAUGAUGGUGAAGAAUAUCAGUGUGAUAUCCUGCUGGAUCUGUACUCCCACCUGAAGGACUGUGAGACUGAAACAGGUCUGAGUGUCCUUCCAUCGUUAAAGUCUGUAAUCCAGUCAGCUCCUGCAGUCUGGUUCAUAGACCUCUCAAAGAGAAAGACCUCCAUCCUGCUGGAAGUGCUGAGACUCCAACCAGAGAAGAAACAAGUGGAGCUGAGAGGCUGCUCAGAUGCAGAGAGUGAAGUGAGGACUUUGCUGCAGUGUCUGCCUUAUAUCUCAAAGCUCAGUUUCAGUUUCUGGAUUGGAGACUCAGGUGAACUCUCAGGUGGAGUCAAGUUCUUUGGGACUCUGUUCUGUGCAGCAGCAGAGAGAGAGCAGCAGACAGGAGAGAAGACACUGGAGCUGUUAUCAUCAGUGUGCACACAUCCAUCAUUCCCUCUUCCUGACGAACGGGGUUAUGAUGAUGAUGAUGAUGAAGAAUAUCAGUGUGAUUUCCUGCUGGAUCUGGCCUCCCACCUGAAGGACUAUGAGACUGAAACAGGCCUGAGUGUCCUUCCAUCAUUACAGUCUGUUCUCCAGUCAGCUCCUGCAGUCUGGAUCAUAGACCUCUCAAAGAGAAAGAGCUCCAUCCUGCUGGAAGUGCUGAGACUCCAACCAGAGAAGAAACAAGUGGAGCUGACAGGCUGCUCAGAUGGAGAGAGUGAAGUGAGGACUUGGCUGCAGUGUCUGCCUUAUAUCUCAAAGCUCAGUUUCUGGUUUGGAGACUCAGGUGAAGUCAAGUUCUUUGGGACUCUGUUCUGUGCAGCAGCAGAGAGAGAGCAGCAGACAGGAGAGAAGACACUGGAGCUGUUAUCAUCAGUGUGCACAUAUCGAUCAUUCCCUGUUCCUGACAAACAGGGUAAUGAAGAAUAUCAGAGUGGUUUCCUGCUGGAUCUGUACUCCCACCUGAAGGACUAUGAGACUGCAACAGGCCUGAGUGUCCUUCCAUCAUUACAGUCUGUUCUCCAGUCAGCUCCUGCAGUCUGGAUCAUAAACCUCUCAAAGAGAAAGAGCUCCAUCCUGCUGGAAGUGCUGAGACUCCAACCAGAGAAGAAACAAGUGGAGCUGACAGGCUGCUCAGAUGAAGAGAGUGAAGUGAGGACUUUGCUGCAUUGUCUGCCUUAUAUCUCAAAGCUCAGUUUCUGGAUUGGAGACUCAGGUGAACUCUCAGGUGGAGUCAAGUUCUUUGGGACUCUGUUCUGUGCAGCAGCAGAGAGAGAGCAGCAGACAGGAGAGAAGACACUGGAGCUGUUAUCAUCAGUGUGCACAUAUCCAUCAUUCCCUCUUCCUGACAAACAGGGUGAUGAUGAUGAGUUUGAUUAUGAAGAAUAUCAGUGUGGUUUCCUGCUGGAUCUGGCCUCCCAUCUGAAGGACUAUGAGACUGAAACAGGUCUGAGUGUCCUUCCAUCAUUACAGUCUGUUCUCCAGUCAGUUCCUGCAGUCUGGAUCAUAUACCUCUCAAAGAGAAAGAGCUCCAUCCUGCUGGAAGUGCUAAGACUCCAACCAGAGAAGAAACAAGUGGAGCUGAGAGACUGCUCAGGUGGAGAGAGUGAAGUGAGGACUUGGCUGCAGUGUCUGCCUUAUAUCUCACAGCUCAGUUUCUGGUUUGGAGACUCAGGUGGAGUCAAGUUCUUUGGGACUCUGUUCUGUGCAGCAGCAGAGAGAGAGCAGCAGACAGGAGAGAAGACACUGGAGCUGUUAUCAUCAGUGUGCACAUAUCCAACAUUCCCUCUUACUGACAUAUCUCAUCCUGAGGAUGAUGAUGAUUAUGAUGAAGAAUAUCAGUCUGAUAUCCUGCUGGGUCUGUACUCCCACCUGAAGGACUAUGAGACUGAAACAGGUCUGAGUGUCCUUCCAUCAUUACAGUCUGUUCUCCAGUCAGCUCCUGCAGUCUGGUCCAUAGACUUCUCAGAGAGAAAGACCUCCAUCCUGCUGGAAGUGCUGAGACUCCAACCAGAGAAGAAACAAGUGGAGCUGAGAGGCUGCUCAGAUGGAGAGAGUGAAGUGAGGACUUUGCUGCAGUGUCUGCCUUAUAUCUCAAAGCUCAGCUGUGGUCCAGAGUUCUUCCAGAGAGUGUGUACGCUCAUCUCUGUCAGAUCCAGAGAGGAGGCUGAGAGGUUGGCCUCUCUGCUGCAGCUCUCAGAGUUCACCCUGCUGCUAUCAGGAGAGUUACCCAGGAAAACCUGCCUGUCUGUGGGGAGAGUUCUCCAGCUGUGUGGCUCUAAAGUGGAUCUCAUCCUCAAACCCAGAACGAUGUCUGUCAAGGGAGCCUUUGCUCUCUUCAGACGAACAACACAACUACACAGUCUCAAGCUUUCUAACGACAUGGCCUUGCUGCUGGGUGGCUGGGUGAGGAGAUGGGGAGGGGUCCGUCAGGUGACUGUUGAAGAGCUUUCUCUCUCCCCUCAGACCGCCCAACCAUCACACAGUGUUGUUGAAGGUUGUCAGUAGCUUGGCUUCCCUGCUGAGAUACUGGGCAGUGAGACAGUUAGACCUGACUGAGGUCUGUGUUCCUGCUCUGGGUCUCACACCACUGCUGCUCCAUGAUGGCCCUCUCAAAAUCAAACUGAGUGAGAAGAAUGUCCUGCAGCUACUCUCCCUGCUCCAUGAACUCCAGGAUGAGGACUUGACCUGGUCCUUCUUGAGUAAGUUAGGAGGAGACCUGACCCCCUUCUCUCUGAACUGGGAGCUUCUCCAUCUUCUACUGCAGCAUCCAUCAGCUCAGACCCUCACUGUGAACAUGAGGAAGAACCCCUUCUUACAGGAGAACGUCACACGUCUG